Molecule: messenger RNA, 1473 nt
Organism: Tinamus guttatus (white-throated tinamou)
Lineage: Eukaryota; Metazoa; Chordata; Aves; Tinamiformes; Tinamidae
Product: cytochrome P450 2J6
Biological process (GO): xenobiotic metabolic process
Cellular component (GO): intracellular membrane-bounded organelle; cytoplasm
Molecular function (GO): heme binding; iron ion binding; oxidoreductase activity, acting on paired donors, with incorporation or reduction of molecular oxygen, reduced flavin or flavoprotein as one donor, and incorporation of one atom of oxygen
Source: RefSeq, a predicted model, not a curated record
AUGUUAGCAGCAAGUGUGACACUCAUACUUUUUGUUGUGUCCCUGGCCUUUCUGCAGUUUCUGAAACUGCAAUGGCUACGAAGAAGACUUCCUCCUGGUCCAAUUCCAUAUCCUUUCUUCGGAAAUCUGCUGCAGAUGAACUUCAGAAUUCAUCAUGAGCUCCUUAGAAAAAUGGCCAAAAGUCAUGGCAACAUUUUCACAUUAUGGCUUUCAGACCUUCCUGUCAUUGUCCUGCAAGGCUUCCAGGCGGUGAAGGAGGGUAUGACUGCCCAUCCUGAAGAGGUGGCUGGAAGGCCAACAAACCUGGUCUUUAGGAUGUUGACUGGAGGAAAUGGUGUUAUGUUCUCUAAUGGUCAUCUCUGGAAGCAACAGAGGCGCUUUGGAAUCAUAACAAUGAGGAAACUGGGAGUAGGGAAAAGGAGUCAGGAGCGCCAACUACAAGAGGAGGUCCGUCAUCUGGUGGAAUACUUCCAGAAAACAGAUGCAAAACCUCUGGAUCCCACUGUGCCUCUUGUUCAUGUUGUCUGUAAUGUGAUUUGUGCUAUGGUUUUUGGACAUCGCUUCUCUAUAGAAGAUGAAAACUUUCACCACUUGGUUGAAGCCACUGAUGAUAUAGCAGCAUUUGCGAACAGCAUCUCUUUUUUUGUAUAUGAAAUGUUUCCCCGGUUUGCAACACUUUUCCUAGGAUCAUGCAGGAAGACCCAGUCUGCCAUAAGUUUUCUGAAUGCUUUAGUAACAAAAGAGAUUGAAAGACACAAGGAAAAUAGAAAAACAGAUGAAAAUCGAGAUUUUGUUGAUUUCUAUUUGGAUGAGAUAGCCAAAACUAAAGGAGACGCUGAUGCAACAUAUGAUGAAGCAAACUUGACUCAGACUGUUUUUGACCUCUUUCUGGCAGGUACAGAAACUACAGCUACCACUUUGCGUUGGGCAUUUCUUUAUAUGGUAGUUUAUCCAGAGAUUCAAGAGAAAGUCCAGAAGGAGCUGGACACUGUUCUGGGUCCCUCCCAUAUAAUAUGUUAUGAAGACAGAAAGAAGGUACCCUAUACAAAUGCUGUAAUUCAUGAGAUCCAGCGAUACAGUAAUAUUGUAUUAAUUGCCCUUCCCAGAAUGAGUGUGAAAGACACAGAGCUGCUGGGAUUUCAUAUUCCAAAGAACACUCCAAUUGUAGCCAAUAUUGACUCUGUUCUGUCUGAUCCCGAAAAAUGGGAGACACCUCAACAGUUCAAUCCAGGCCACUUUCUGGAUGAAGAUGGAAAUUUUGUAAACAGAGAAGCUUUCUUACCCUUCUCAAUAGGACACCGAGUAUGCAUGGGGGAGCUUCUGGCAAGGAUGGAGCUCUUUAUUAUCAUCUCCACCUUGUUACAAGCCUUCAGGUUCAUCCUGCCAGAAGGAGUGAAAGAAGUCAACACAAAAUUUGUUUUUGGGGGCACAAUGAAGCCACCUCCAUACCAGCUCCGUGCCAUUCCUCGGUAG